AAUAAUCAGUAAAACACAAAAUAAAAAUAAAAUAAAAAUAAAAUUAAAAUAAUACAACAUGAAAAAAAAAAGUAUUAAACAUACCAUAUACAUAACCUCAACAAGAAAUAAAAAAUAAAAAAUCCAUGCAUAUAUAAUAUAAAUAUGGGUUGCAACAUGAAAACAUUAACCACCAAUUUCUGAUCAUCACUUUUCCAACAUGGAAGUCCUCCUCUUCCUCCAGAAACUCCUCCUCAGCCUCCUCGCCGCGGCGGCCACGGCAGUUGCCAUAUCGAAGGUCCGGCGGCGGCGCCUGAACCUCCCGCCCGGGCCGUUGAGCCUCCCGAUAUUCGGCAGCUGGCUCCAAAUCGGCAACAGCUUCGACCACCACGACUUCGUGGCCCUGGGGAAGAAGUUCGGCGACGUGUUCCUCCUCCGCAUGGGGCAGCGCGACAUCUCGGUGGUGUCGUCGCCGGAGCUGGCGAAGGAGGUGCUGGUGACGCAGGGGAAGGAGUUCGGGUCGCGUUCGAGAAACAUCGUGUUCGACAUCUUCACGGGGAAGGGGCAGGACAUGAUCUUCACCGAAUACGGCGACCACUGGCGGAAGAUGCGGCGGAUCGUCACCGUCCCCUUCUUCACCAACAAGGUCGUGCAACACUACAGCGCCGACUGGGAGGCGGAGGCCGCGGCCGUGGUGGCCGACGUGCGGGGGAACCCGGCGGCCGCGGCGGAGGGGGUGGUGCUGCGGCGGAGGCUGGAGCUCAUGGUGUAUAACAAUGUGUAUAAGAUCAUGUUUGACAGGAAGUUUGAGAGCGAGGAAGAUCCAUCUUAUGUGAAGCUCAAGAGUGUGAAUGCUGAGAGGAGCAGAUUGGGUCAGAGUCUCAACUAUAAUUUUGGUGAUUUCAUCCCAAUUUUGAGGCCCUUUUUGAGAGGCUAUUUGAAGAUAUGCAGGGAGGUCACUAGGAGGAGGUUGGACCUAUAUAAACACACUUUUCUAAAACAGAGAAAGAAUCUUGUAUCCACGACAACGAUAGACAAGAAUGGGUUGAAAUGUGGGGUUGAUCACUUUCUCGAAGCUCAACACAAUGGAGAGAUCAAUGAAGACAAUCUCCUAUACAUUGUUGAGAACAUGAAUGUUGCCGCAAUCGAGACGACUGUUUGGGCACUUGAAUGGACCAUUGCGGAACUCAUCAACUACCCUCAAAUCCAAGAAAAAGUUCGGGCCGAGAUCCGUACGGUCCUCGGCCCGGAACAACAAGUGAGCGAGUCGGAUACUAACAAACUCCCAUAUCUCCAAGCCGUGAUCAAAGAAACUCUUCGUCGUAGAAUGGUGGUUCCAUGUCUACUCCCUCACAUGAACCUCCACCAAGCCAAGCUCGGAGGGUUCGACAUCCCGGCCCAGAGCCGAGUCCUGGUCAACGCGUGGUGGCUGGCCAACAACCCGGCCCAUUGGAACAAGCCCGAAGAAUUUAGGCCCGAGAGAUUCUUGGAAGAGGAAUCUAGGGUUGAGGCCACCGGCAAUGACUUCAAAUACAUCCCAUUUGGAGUGGGUCGCCGGAGCUGCCCGGGAAUCGUCCUCGCCAUGCCUGUUUUGAGCAUCACUUUGGGCAGGCUCGUGCAGAAUUUCGAGCUUCUGCCACCGCCCGGGCAGUCCAAGAUCGACACCGCUGAGAACAACGGGCAGUUUGCUGCCCGGAUGUUGAAUCAUUACACGGUCGUCAUGAAGCCAAUCAACUAAUGCUUUGAGGCCUUAUUUGUUUGAAUAAGGUACAUGCAUGCAUAAUAACGAUUUACACGGCUUCUCUAUUUUCUAAAAUUGGGUUUUUAUCUUGGAAUGCGAUUUCCGAAUUUUAUUUUCCUUUUUUUCGUUUUCAUGAGAUACAUGCGGUAUCUUAUACGAAAUUACUAUAUCAAUAUAAAAAGUGAUGUGCUAUUAAAAGUAGAUGACGUUUGAAAUGUAAUAAUACAACUUAAACUUAUGUACCAGUUUUAGGAUUGGAAUCAUGAGGUGGGACAUUUUAAUUUGUCUUUGAGAAGAUUAAUUGUUCCAACCAUGUGCAAUGCGAUAUAGAUUGAAGGGUUGGAACACGAAUACAGCUGUAUAUCGAUUUUAUUUUCGUAGUUCUAAUCAAGAUGUCAACAAAAUGAUACUCCUAUGAAGUAUGAACCUUGCACACUAUGAACGUAAACACUUUAUUUUUUUUUGAAGGUAAAGACGAUUCAUAUAUUAAUGCAAAUCAGAAUCAACAACGUUUAGUAGCCAAUUAGAAAAAUCAACCUUCCAAACAACAUCAUCAGAAGACAAUGAAAAACGAGCAAGCUCGUGAGCAGCUUGAUUGACUACUUGAAUUACUAGUACUACUCUCAUAUUUAUGAAUAUUGAAAUUAAGCAUGUCUUUCAAUGCAACUUAAAUUUUUUUGACGACGAAGAAUACGACUCACUAAAUGGAGUAUUUAAUAAAGGUGAAUUAUUGAAUUAUUUUGUAAGAAACUAACGGUCAGGUGAAAUAAAAAAUUGUUAUUUUAAUACUAUGAUGGAUUUCACUUCUUAUUAAAUGUUUCAAUACAAUUUGCUUCAAAUUACUCUGUGGAAAUAUUAAAUUACUAUCAAAUUUAACAUAUUAAUGUUUCUGAAUGACAUGUUACUUCUAAAUUGAAAUUUGGAUACAGUUGACUUUCAGCCCAAAAUUAGAAAUUAUUAUAUGACGUCAAGUUACAUUUUAACUAAUAAACAUAAAUUUCAAAUUUUCUCAUCCAGAAAAUCAAAUAAUGAAGUAUCAAGAAAUUUUCCAGUUAACUAAAGUUACAGAAGAUUCAGAUCCCAAAACUAGGUCAAAGAAUAACCUGGAAAAAAACAAUUGAAAUAAACUGCUGUAAAUAUAAUUUGUUUAUAAAAUUCAAAAACUACAAUUGGAUACAAAAUUGCCAAUCUAAAAAACAAAAUCAAUGAAUAUAUACUUGGGUUAAAAAUUGCAAUUUAAGAAAUUCAAAAAUCAAACGAAGAAUUAUUUAGAAAAAAUUGUAGGUCUAAAACCAGGCCCCCAAGUCAUGAAGAGAAAUCGGAGGGGGCAGACAUGCCGACCUUGUAACAUCGCUCUCUGUGCACAUUACCAUGCUUCCUUCAUUAUUUUUCAAUCCAGAGCAUCGGCUUAUUGUACACAGAUCCAACCAAAAUUAAUAGCACAAGAAAAUGUUUGGGUGUGAAAGAAAAAUAUCAAAUUUAAAUAGAAAACAGAAAAACGAAACGAUGAAGAAAAUAUUCCCAAAUUAAAUUGUGAAGGCGGACAUUGCAGCUGCGAAGAGCUUGGAUAAUCUGAAUCU
This is a messenger RNA of Salvia miltiorrhiza (redroot sage), 3300 nucleotides long. RefSeq names its product trans-cinnamate 4-monooxygenase-like. Gene Ontology annotation, biological process: lignin metabolic process. Bases 200 to 1717 code for a protein of 505 amino acids. The transcript has 3 exons. The record is from RefSeq and is a predicted model, not a curated record. NCBI's taxonomy places the organism in Eukaryota, Viridiplantae, Streptophyta, Magnoliopsida, Lamiales, Lamiaceae. Gene Ontology annotation, molecular function: trans-cinnamate 4-monooxygenase activity; heme binding; iron ion binding.